AUAAAUAAAAUUAAAACUUCUUAUUUGGUUGGGUGUGUCGUCGUCACUACCCUCCCGCAAUCGAAGGUGCCUCUUCGUCGUUCCCAUCCCCAUCUCAGAUUCCAAUUCCUCCGAUUUUCUUCUUCUUCUUCUUCGACAGAUUCUAGGGUUCGGAUUACUUGUUUCGAGUGGAGUCUUUCUUCUUUCAUUUCGUUUAGGGUUUCGGAGAUCCGAAUCUCUGCGUCGACGGGAGCAAUUCGACGUUUUCUUCAGCCGGAAAGAUGUUCUGGCGAAUGGCGGGCUUGUCUACGGCCUCCGCCGUUGAGGCAAUUUUGGACAAAGAUGGUUUCACAUUAGAGGAUCUUCUCGACGAGGAUGAACUCAUUCAAGAAUGCAAGGCCCUCAAUGGCCGUCUCUUAAAUUUCUUGAGAGAAAGAGUCCAAGUUGAACAGCUCAUUAGGUACAUAAUUGAGGAGCCUCCCGAGGAUGUGGAAAACAAGCGAACAUUCAAGUUUCCUUUCAUUGCCUGUGAAAUUUUCACAUGUGAGAUUGAAAUGAUACUGAAAACACUAGUCGAGGAUGAGGAGUUGAUGUUAUUACUUUUUUCGUUUUUGGAAGCUAAAGAAACCCAUAACUCAUUGCUUGCCGGCUACUUCAGCAAGGUUGUCAUUUGUCUGCUGGUGCGGAAGACCAUCCCGUUCAUGCAAUUCAUAAAAGAUCAUCAAGAAAUACUGAAGCAGCUUGUUGAUUUGAUUGGUAUUACAUCUAUAAUGGAGGUUUUAAAACGUCUGGUGGGUACUGAUGAACACCUAUAUGCAAACUACACAAGUGCAAUGCAGUGGGUGGAAGAUACAGAUAUUUUAGAGAUGAUUGUGGACAAGUUUGGCUCCUCCGAUUGUCCCGAGGUACAUGCCAACGUAGCCGAAAUUCUUUGUACUGUAGCAAGAUACGCACCCCCUGGUCUUGCAACAAAACUUUCCAGCCCCAGUUGCACUGGAAGGUUGCUAAAACAUACGUUAGAAGAUUCGCGGCCUAAGUCUGUACUGGUUAAUUCGUUGUCCGUAUGCAUAUCUCUGCUCGAUCCUAAGAGGUUUACAUUGGGGACGUAUCCUAUAUAUGGUCGUCAACUAACCCUUGGAAGCAUGGUACCUAAUCCCGAGACAGUGGAGGGAAUGCUUGGUAGUCUAGGUGAUUUACUCGUGCUUUUGAAUGUAUCAUCUUCUGAGGGUGUUCUGUUAACAACUUAUGGCAAGUUGCAACCACCUCUUGGAAAACACAGAUUAAAGGUUGUAGAGUUUAUUUCAGUCUUACUCACAGUCGGUAGUGAAGCAGCAGAGAAGGAAGUAAUUCGACUUGGAGCGGUGAAAAGAGUCUUGGACUUGUUCUUCGAGUAUCCCUACAAUAACUUCUUGCAUCACCAUGUGGAGAAUGUAAUCCUCUCAUGUUUGGAGAGCAAAAACUCUCAACUUCUUGACCAUCUUCUCAGUGAGUGCAAUCUUAUUGGGAGUAUACUGGAGGCGGAAAAAGACUCCAUACUAACUGCUGCUGAUUCUGAUAAGCCUACAGUCCCUGCGGAGGGUAGAAAGCCACUUAGGAUUGGAAACAUAGGUCAUUUGACUCGUAUCUCAAACAAACUUCUUCAACUAGCUAAUAGCAACGCCGAAAUUCAGUCACAUUUGCAGGAAAAUAGCAAAUGGGUGGAUUGGCACACAGAUGUCCUGUCAAAGCGUAAUACACUGGAAAAUGUCUACUCUUGGGCAUGCGGGAGGCCAAGUUCACUCCAUGAUCGUAAUAGAGAUAGUGAUGAUGAUGAUUACCACGAUAGAGACUAUGAUGUGGCAGCCUUAGCAAACAACUUGAGCCAGGCCUUUAGAUAUGGCAUGUACAGCAAUGAUGACAUGGAAGAGACCCAAGGCUCUAUGGAACGCGAUGAUGAGGAUGUCUACUUUGAUGACGAAUCUGCAGAAGUCGUUAUAUCUUCCUUGCGCCUUGGAGAUGACCAGGAGAGCAGUUCUCUCUUCACAAACUCAAACUGGUUUGCUUUCGAUGAUGAAAAAACUGCGAAUGAAGGCUCAAUGGCUUCCCCUCCACCCAAUGCUGAUGAAGAUGACGAUGAUGAUGAUGAUGUUGUCAUAGGUGAAGCCGAUGAAGACUUCAAGGACACUGUAGACUCUUCCCCGCCUGUUGAUAUGGAAACAGAGGAUUCUACAACAACAAAGAAUCCUUCUGAAAAUCCGAGUGAACCAGAAGCAGAAAAAUCAGCAGCUUGGGUCGAAUGGAGAGAGAAAUCCGAGUCGACUGGGCCUUCUUCAAACCCAGAUGAAGCCACCACAUUGCCCAAUGGUGAGGUACAAAUCGAAAAAGAGGAUGAUGAAGGUGAUGAUACGGAUAAAAAGAGUGCAGAGGAUUCAGCAAUAGCAGGUGCAUGUAGCGAUGAAACUGCAGAGAAGUCACCAGAGGCAGCAAGUGGGGAUGAAAUAGCCGAGGAGUUGAAAGAUUCUGGUCCUGAUGCGUCAGAACUAGCUGCUGCUGAGUCGCAUGAGAAUGCUCAAAGCUCGGAACCUGCAAUCACGCAGGAGACAAAGAAGAGCCAUGAAGAAGAUGUUGCUGCAGAAAUCGAAGAGGCUGUGAAGGAAGAAGAGAAGGUAGUGUGAGCUUUACUCAAAACCGGGACUAAGUAAAACAAAGUUCCUGAAGAUGCUAUAGUUUUGGUUUAAAGGGCAUUUAUCUUUUACGGGUACGAUUUUAUUAUUCUUUUCUUUUCUUUCAUCUCCAAAUCCAGUCCAACAUUCUUGUCGACCAAAUUUGUUACUAGCUUAUCAUUUUUUCUAUAUAGUUUUUUUUUUUUU
Messenger RNA from Brassica napus (rape), 2828 nucleotides. RefSeq names its product serine/threonine-protein phosphatase 6 regulatory subunit 3. The transcript has 19 exons. The record is from RefSeq and is a predicted model, not a curated record. NCBI's taxonomy places the organism in Eukaryota, Viridiplantae, Streptophyta, Magnoliopsida, Brassicales, Brassicaceae. Gene Ontology annotation, molecular function: protein phosphatase regulator activity; protein phosphatase binding. The coding region runs from base 261 to 2633 and encodes 790 amino acids.